GCAAAAUGAAGUUUCCAGCGCGACUGCGACCAAAACCACAAUUUAAAACCAUGAGCUGAGUCUUAAACUUGUUGAUCUGGUUUUUUUAAUAUAUAAACCUUUGUUUAGAAUAACAAAACCUUAGACCAAAAGAAAACAACAGUUAUGGGAAGAACAUUAAUCUGAUUAAUUUCAGGUUAUUCCGUUUUUCCCUUUUCAGAACACUCACUCAUAUGCACACUUCACAUUUACAUAUUUAAAGAAAGCUCAAACACUCAUGAGGUCUUUGUCCUUUUCUAUUCCAAAAGUCAUUAAAAAAUUUGCAACAUGAAGAUUAUAUAUACUUUAGCAGAAAUUCCACUAUGACUUAUUAAUAUAGAGUAACAUGCACUUUUAUUCUGCAUUCACUCCAAGAGCCAAAUUCAGUUAAACUUGUUGCAACUUGUGUGUGUUAAAGUGCUUUUAAUUGGUAUCUACCUUCUUAGGUUUUCAAGUUUUAUAGAGAAUUGAAACUAGGCAAUUUUGGUUUCAAUAUUUGUUUUUUGAGAAUGAAGCAUUCUCAAAUUUUACCACUAGCAUUCUGUUUAAUUUUCCUUACUUUAUUUCUGUUAGUUCAUGCUAGACAUCACCAUUCACAUAAAAAACAUAAGCAUUCACAUUCUCAUAAAUCAUAUGUAACUUCACCGCCGCCACCUCCUCGUGAUAAUGCUUACUUCAAUAAUGCCUCUAGCAUUUUUGAUGUAAGAUCAUUUGGUGCCAUUGGAGAUGGAAUAGAAGACGACACAGAAGCAUUUAAGACAGCAUGGGACACUGCAUGCCAAAGCGAAUCCGAAGUUAAUGUUAUUCUUGUUCCUCAAGGUUUCUCAUUUGUCAUUCAAUCUACUAUCUUCACCGGUCCUUGUCAAGGUGAAUUAGUAUUCAAGGUGGAUGGCACUGUUAUGGCACCUGAUGGACCUGAAUCUUGGCCAAAAAACAACAGUAGGCGACAGUGGCUGGUUUUUUACAGAAUCAAUGGAAUGUCACUAGAAGGAAGUGGUUUAAUAGAUGGGAGAGGACAAAAAUGGUGGGACCUUCCUUGUAAGCCUCACAAGGGAUCAAAUGUGACAGCAUUAGGACCUUGUGAUAGUCCAAUUGCUAUAAGGUUUUUUAUGAGUUCCAACUUGACUGUGCAAGAACUUAAGGUGAAGAACAGUCCUCAGUUCCAUUUCAGAUUUGAUGGCUGCAAUAAUGUCCAUAUAAAAUCAAUUUACAUUACAGCUCCAAAACUAAGUCCCAACACUGAUGGAAUUCACUUAGAAAAUGUCAAUGAUGUGAAAAUAUAUAACUCUGUGAUAUCUAAUGGUGAUGACUGUGUGUCCAUUGGAUCCGGGUGCUAUGAUGUUGAUAUAAAGAACAUUACAUGUGGACCUAGUCAUGGAAUUAGCAUAGGUAGUUUAGGAAAUCACAACACCAAAGCAUGUGUAUCAAACAUUACUGUGAGAGAUUCAAUCAUAAAAAUGUCAGACAAUGGAGUCAGAAUCAAGACAUGGCAAGGUGGAUCAGGAUCAGUAUCAGGAGUAACAUUCAAUAAUAUUAACAUGAUUAGUGUACGAAAUCCAAUCAUAAUUGACCAAUUCUAUUGCCUAACCAAAGAUUGCACCAACAAAACCUCAGCAGUAUCUAUAACAAACAUUCUUUACACAAACAUCAAAGGAACUUAUGAUAUAAAAAGCCCUCCUAUGCAUUUUGCUUGUAGUGAUUCUGUCCCUUGCACCAACAUAACACUCUCAGAAAUUGAGCUUCUUCCAUCACAAGGAGAUAUAGUGACUGAUCCUUUUUGUUGGAAUGCUUAUGGAGAUUUGGAGACAUUAACUAUUCCGCCGGUUUCUUGUUUGCUCGAAGGCAUUCCUCAGUCGUUGUUAGACUAUGGCAUAGGUCAUUGCUGACCAAAUAGUUUUUUUUUUUAAAAAAAAUUUAAGAAAAAGUGUGUCCAUGUCUAUAUAUGAUUGUUAGGAAUUGAUAUUAAUUAAUAUGGCAUUUGAUUUUGAAUCUUAUGUUUGUGAUUGAUGAGGAGUUGUGUUUUGUAUGCUCCUCCCUAAAUGUAAACUGGAGUAUGUUGCGUGAUUGUCAAGGUUUUAAAA
Molecule: messenger RNA, 2099 nt
Organism: Trifolium pratense (red clover)
Lineage: Eukaryota; Viridiplantae; Streptophyta; Magnoliopsida; Fabales; Fabaceae
Product: polygalacturonase At1g48100
Exons: 6
Coding region: 528-1904 (458 amino acids)
Biological process (GO): carbohydrate metabolic process
Molecular function (GO): polygalacturonase activity
Source: RefSeq, a predicted model, not a curated record